AUGGCUACCCCCAGUGUCCCUACUUUUGAUGCUGAGGGCCGUGCCGUUGACUUUGAAGUCUGGGUUGAUGACCUCCAGCUGUUUCUCAAGUGCGAUAGGGCAGACGGACUCUCUCUGUUCGAUCUCACCUCUGGUGCCUCUCCUGCCCCGCCUGCUACUGCUGACAGCACUGAUCGCUCACAUUGGGCCACACGCGAUGCUGCUGCUCGCCUUGCUAUGCGUCGCCACCUACCGACCACAGAGCGUGCACACUUUAGCCAGUACAAGAGUGCUCUGACCUUGUACGGCGCUGUAGUUGCACGCUACUCUUCCCCUGCCACUGCUGCACUGAGCCGCCUCAUGCUACCGUACCUCUUCCCUGACCUUGCUGCCUUUCCCACAGUCGCUGACCUCAUUACGCACCUCCACACUAGUGACACUCGCUACCGCACUGCGCUUCCUGCUGAGUUCUGCGCCAAGAACCCCCCCCUCAUGUACAUCACCCUCUACUACAUAGUCACCCGGCUCCGUGACUCUCUCUGCGUAGUUAGGGACCACUUCCUCUCAGUUUGCCCCACCACUCUCACCAUUGACCUCCUCGAGAAGGCCCUCCUAGCAGCAGAGAAGAGCAUAGUCGCUGUAGGAGCCUCUCGUGGUGACCCUCGCACCCCCGUCUUUGAGGGGUGUUCCCCCUCCCCCCUCUUGCCCUCUGUUGCCUCUGCUGCUGCGGCCGACCUUGUUGGUUUCGAGUCGGUCGGCGCUGCGUCUGCCCCGAGCGGGAGACGCCGCACCGGCAAGGGCAAGGGGGGCAAGGGCGCUGGAGGGGCUGGCUGGGGCGGUGGAGGUGGUGGUGGAGGCAGUGGAGGGGGUGGGGGUGGUGGUGGGAGUGGUGGCGGGGGUGGAGGUGUCGGUGGCAGCAUUGGAGGCGGAGGAGGCGGCGGCGGAGGCGGGGGGAGCGGAGGCGGCGGAGGUGGUGGAGGCGGCGGAGGCAGCGGAGGUGGCGGAGGCGGCGGCGGCAGCAGUGGACCUGGUCGCAGGUCUGCGCAGAGGAGUGGCUCUCGUGGAGGUACGCGCCAGCAGCAGCAGCGCACUCAUGAGACCCUAUCCCCUCAGCAGCUUCGUGAGUGGUACGCUGCGCGUCAGCGCGGUGGGGGUACGGGUCCCUGCACCUACGUUCUCCGCACCGGCGACCGCGCUGGUGCUGGUGAGGCUGGUGCUCUAGGUGCUAGCGCGUUUGCUGCCCCAGGUGCUGGUGAGUCUGCCCUCUCAGGUACCAUGUCGGCUCAGGCCUUACACACCUUCACCCUUGAUUCGGGUGCUUCCCGCUCCUUCUUUCGAGACCGCACCACACUUAUGCCGCUUAGUCGGCCGGUUGCGGUCUCCCUGGCGGACCCCUCUGGGGGUCCUGUCCUUGCUCGCUUCUCCACUGUCUUACCGUGUCCGGCAGCCCCCUCUAGCACCUUGUCAGGUCUCUACCUCCCCUCGUUCUCUACGAACUUGGUGAGUGGCGCUGAUCUACAGGAUAGGGGGGUUGACAAGUUCAAACCUGCGAGUCAGCGGGUGACCCACUGCACGUAUGCUCGAACAGGCAGACACUUGGCCACGUUCACCCGUCGGCCGGGAUCGAGCCUAGUCCUCUCUUCCUGUCCUUCCUAA
Molecule: messenger RNA, 1635 nt
Organism: Closterium sp. NIES-65
Lineage: Eukaryota; Viridiplantae; Streptophyta; Zygnematophyceae; Desmidiales; Closteriaceae
Source: the annotation of a GenBank genome assembly